UCUCUCUCUCUCUGCUCCUUCCUGUAUGCUGUAUGUGUGUAAAAUAAUGGCUUGCAGUGAGAAUUUCUGUAGCAAUUAUCUUGUUCUGAGCCCGAAAAAUGCAAGUUUGGUCGACAUCUUCCGCCUUCUAUUCUCAUCAAAUCUGGAGAAUAGAAGAUUUGUGGACUGCCCCAAAGACACGGAGGAGACAGAGUUUCGGCGACGUCAGAUCAUUUUUAUCUCUGUCAUUGCACAAAAAGUUCUCCUCUUCAUGGCAAAACCCAUGUCUUGGGUCGGAUCGGUGUUCGAGAGGUGGCUCAACCUUUUGUCAAGUAACCGCAAUUUGGCCGUGCUCUUGCUAAACCUCGUUAGAGGGAAUGUAGUGGUGCCCGAUGAAACAUCCGCAACUUUCACAUCAACAAUUGGAAAUUUAGACAAGCGAGUGGAGUUGGAUAGCAGCAUCACCCAUGAAAAUAACAGAUACUAUGCAGCGCUCUCCAUAAUGGCUGCUAAACUAGCCUAUGAAAAUGAAGCAUUCAUCCAAUCCAUAAUCACACAUCAUUGGAAGAUGAAGUUUAUCGGAUUCUACAAUUUCUGGAAUGAUUAUCAGGAGUCAUUCUCAACACAGGGCUUUAUGUUCCAUGUUGAACAGCCCGAGUUGAUUGUGGUGUCCUUCAGAGGCACUAGACCAUUCGAUGCAGAUGCAUGGCGAAGCGAUGUUGAUAUCUCCUGGUAUGAGAUCCCUGAGGUGGGAAGGGUCCAUGGUGGCUUCAUGAAAGCGUUGGGUCUACAAAAAGGGUCGGGUUGGCCUAAAGACAUAAUCCAACCAGCUGCAACAGCUGCAGAGGGAAAACAAAACCAACAUCCCUUUGCUUAUUAUGCUAUAAGAGGAAAGCUGAGAGACAUGCUGCGAGAUAGAGAAGGAGCAAAGUUCAUUUUGACAGGACACAGCCUGGGUGGAGCACUAGCCAUUCUCUUUGCAGUGGUUCUGGCAUUGCAUCAAGACGAGUGGAUGUUAAAGAGAUUAGACGGGGUGUACACGUUUGGGCAGCCUAGGGUUGGUGAUGAGAAGCUUGGAAAGUUCAUGGAGUCACAGUUGCGUUCUUAUGGUGUCAGAUAUCUCAGGUUUGUUUACUGCAACGACAUGGUGCCCAGGUUGCCUUAUGAUGAUUCCACUCUCAUGUUUAAGCACUUUGGAACAUGUGUCUACUAUAAUAGCUGCUACCAAGGCAAGAUACUGCAGGAAGAACCAAAUAAAAAUUACUUCUCGGUACUGAUGGUGAUGCCGAAGAUCUUGAAUGCAUUUUGGGAGCUGAUCAGGAGUUUCACUAUUCGAUUCAAAAGUGGAGCUGAUUAUAAAGAAGGAAGCUUGUUGAGAUUGUUUAGGAUGAUGGGGUUGAUAGUGCCGGGAGUAUCAGCUCAUACUCCUCAAGACUAUGUUAAUGCCACUAGAUUGGGAUCCUCGCGUUUAUAUGAUCAACUCCAGGGUCUCAAACUUGAAUGAAAUAUGAAUUAUACUU
Messenger RNA from Nelumbo nucifera (sacred lotus), 1499 nucleotides. RefSeq names its product triacylglycerol lipase OBL1-like. Gene Ontology annotation, biological process: lipid metabolic process. The record is from RefSeq and is a predicted model, not a curated record. NCBI's taxonomy places the organism in Eukaryota, Viridiplantae, Streptophyta, Magnoliopsida, Proteales, Nelumbonaceae. Gene Ontology annotation, molecular function: triacylglycerol lipase activity.